UCAUAUAUUUUGAAAUUYCUCGCGCGCUUACUUUGAACGCGUUGACUGCAAAACCAGCGUGCAAAAUGGAAUGUUGCUAUCAUUGGGUUGAUUCUGUUAUCGAAAUGGUUUUAGGCGUCUACAACUUACAUGAUUUGGAUUUUGGUGAUUUGGAUGUGGAAGAGCUAAUAAGUUGCGAGGUAGAAGACCUUGACGGCAUGUUUAUUUUUCCAUGGAAUAUCGAAACAUGUCUUGACAUCAAUAACGAUCAAUUGCUAGAAAAUGAACUGCUSUUAAUUGUGAAUGAAMUGGAACAGUACUGGCAAGUUACUGCCGAAAAAUACGAGGACGACUUGUUUCCUUGSCUGCACGAUCACUCCUACUSUUUAAAAGAUAUCAGAUCUGUUAACACAUAGACUAUAUGUCGACCAGAAAAAAAAAUAAAAAAAACAAGUUCAACAAGUA
Molecule: messenger RNA, 444 nt
Organism: Exaiptasia diaphana
Lineage: Eukaryota; Metazoa; Cnidaria; Anthozoa; Actiniaria; Aiptasiidae
Exons: 2
Coding region: 66-395 (109 amino acids)
Source: RefSeq, a predicted model, not a curated record